Priceomyces carsonii is the source of this 2064-nucleotide messenger RNA. RefSeq lists its product as uncharacterized. Gene Ontology annotation, biological process: DNA replication; telomere maintenance; DNA repair. The record is from RefSeq and is a predicted model, not a curated record. Lineage: Eukaryota; Fungi; Ascomycota; Pichiomycetes; Serinales; Debaryomycetaceae. Bases 1 to 2064 code for a protein of 687 amino acids. Gene Ontology annotation, molecular function: DNA helicase activity. Gene Ontology annotation, cellular component: replication fork. The transcript has a single exon.
AUGUCAAGACCAUUCAAACCAGUCAGAAACAAUAAAAAGAAAGAUGGUAAAGAGGCUAAGGUAGACAAGUCUCAAAAGCAAAUUUUCAACUUUUUCCAGAGCAAUAACACUUCUCAAUCUAGAGAGCCUUUGUCUAUUGCGACUCCAGAGAGGAUUAAUUUAAGCAGAUCUAGCUCCAUAUUGUCGAAGACAGCUAACCAGAACAGCGGUUUCGAUGAAUUAGGAAGUUCUGACACGUCAUUUGGGUCCCCCGAAGUUAGUAACUUUAGAAAUCCAAUGCUCAUGAGAUCUUUUCAGGGGGAUAUGAAAACUACCAAGACAUCUUUGCAUGGGAAUUUUAUUGACUUGACAGAUAAAGAUGAAGAAAUUAAUCAGAGCGAAGUGCAAGUCAUAUUCCAAAGUCAGUUGGGUAGCCCUCAGGCAAAGACUCAGGUAAAGAGAAGUCACGUUGAUUUACUUGAUCACAUUACUGGCCAGCCUAAGAAAGUUGCUAAAUUACAAAGAUCUACUUCUCGCCCGCCAUCAACUGCGAGCUCUACAAGCAGUGUGGAAUUGACUCACGAACAAAGCACGGUCAUUCAAUAUGUGGUUGACGAAAAGCUUAACGUGUUUUAUACUGGUAGUGCCGGUACAGGUAAAUCAGUUGUUUUACGUGAAUUGGUACAAAGACUUCAGAGAAAGUUUGGCACCAAUAGAGUUGGAGUAACGGCUUCUACUGGACUAGCAGCUUGCAAUAUAGGUGGUCAAACACUUCAUAAAUAUUUGUCAAUCGGAUUAGGAACAGGAAGUCCUUUAGAAUUGGCGAAGAAAAUUAAGAGAAAUGGAUCACAAUUAAAAAAAUGGUUAGAUUUCAAAGUUUUGAUUAUUGACGAAGUUUCUAUGAUUGAUGGUAAACUAUUCACUAAACUAGAAGAAUUAGCUAGAUUGCUCAGGAAAAAUACGAAACCUUUUGGAGGCAUUCAAGUUGUAUGUACUGGAGAUUUUUUCCAAUUGCCUCCAGUUAAUAAAGAUGGUGCUAUCGAAUUUUGCUUUCAGAGCCCAGCGUGGAAGAAAGUCAUUGCUAAGACCGUUCUUUUAAAACAAGUUUUUAGACAAAGAGGUGACAACGAGUUGAUCGAUAUGUUAAACGCGCUUCGUUAUGGGGAAUUGAGUGAUGACAUGACAGCAAAAUUUUAUCAACUCUCACGUAAAGUUGAAUAUAGUGAUGGUUUGGAACCGACAGAGCUAUUUCCUACUAGAGACGAGGUGAAGAGAGCAAAUCAAGCAAGAUUGAACCAACUCAACACUAAAUCGAUGAGAUUUACGGCCAAAGAUAAUGUUACUGACCCUUAUCUUAUUAAAAUGUUGGAUAAUUUGAUGUGUGAGAAGGAUUUAGAGCUAAAAGAAGGAGCACAAGUCAUCUAUCUUAAAAACUAUAACGAUUACAUUGUCAAUGGUUCUAUUGGGACAGUAAUUUGCUUCAUGACUGAUGCCUUGUGGACUAAGGUCAAAGAACUCUAUGGAUUUAUUGAUUGUAGUGAUCCUCAAAUAGUGGAAGAAUUGAGAUUCUUAGCAUCAAGAAUCAGCAGAUCUGAGUGGGAUUCUGUAGAUAGUAUGAGACUUGAAAAGAUUCCUUCGGAAAGGAAAUCGCGAUUUACCGAAUUGAGUCAUGUUGCAUCUAAAGAGACAACAGCAAAUCUUUUGCCAAUAGUCAACUUUAAAACUACAAAUGAUGAAGAUUAUGUUUUAAAAGUAGAUCAAGAAGAAUUCUCUAUUGAUUCAGGAAGACUUGCGAAAGGAGCACAGGGUGAUUCUGCUCCUGAUAAAGUAACUCGCUCUCAAUUUCCAUUGUUGCUAUCCUGGGCCCUAUCAAUCCAUAAAGCUCAAGGUCAAACUAUUGAUAGACUUAGGGUGGACCUUAGAAAAAUAUUUGAGAAAGGACAGGUCUAUGUGGCACUUUCCAGAGCUACCAAUAAAGACCAUCUCGAAGUUAAAAAUUUUAACCCAUCUAGAAUAACCACAUCCAAGCAUGUCAAAGACUUCUAUAGAAGUUUAGAAAUUGCCUCCGAAGAGAGCAGUUAUUAG